Apis florea (little honeybee) is the source of this 1643-nucleotide messenger RNA. RefSeq names its product proteasome subunit beta type-3 (gene Prosbeta3). The record is from RefSeq and is a predicted model, not a curated record. Gene Ontology annotation, biological process: proteasome-mediated ubiquitin-dependent protein catabolic process. Gene Ontology annotation, cellular component: proteasome core complex, beta-subunit complex; cytoplasm; proteasome core complex. Lineage: Eukaryota; Metazoa; Arthropoda; Insecta; Hymenoptera; Apidae.
CGUAGAUUUGGUAUACAAGCACAAACCAUAACAUGUGAUUUUCAAAAGAUAUUUGAAAUGGGAUCUCAUUUGUAUCUUAGCCUUCCUGGUCUUGCUACUGAUACUCAAACUGUAAUGGAAAAAUUAAGAUUUAGAUUAAAUCUUUAUGAACUUAAAGAAAAUAGGAAAAUACAUCCUAAAGCAUUUGCAUCAAUGGUGUCAAAUUUAUUAUAUGAAAGAAGAUUUGGACCUUAUUUUGUAGAACCUAUUAUUGCUGGAUUAAAUCCUAAUACUUAUGAACCAUUUAUUUGCAAUAUGGAUUUAAUAGGAUGUAUAAGUCCAUCAAAUGAUUUUGUGGUUGGUGGAACAUGUUCUGAACAACUAUAUGGAAUGUGUGAAUCACUUUAUGAACCAGAUAUGGAACCAGAUGAUCUCUUUGAAACAAUUAGUCAAGCAUUAGUAAAUGCAUGUGAUAGAGAUGCAAUAUCUGGUUGGGGUGCUAUUGUUUAUAUAAUAGAAAAAGAUAAAAUUACAGUCAAGACUCUUAAAACGCGAAUGGAUUAAAAUAUCGUAUAUAUAUGUUUAUAUUAUACACCAAUAUAAAAUAUCUUAUUAAGACAAACAUAUAUUGUUUAAAUAAAUUAAUGAUUUUCAAUAAACGAAAUUUAAAAUCUCAUAAGACUUAUCAAUUCUAUUAUAUAUUAUAUGUAAUUCUACUUAUAUCUAAAGUUAUAUCUACAUGCAUUGAUAUCCUGUUAUAGCGGCGCCAUGUUUUUCUAUUCAAUAGACUAUAGUUCCAUUCUAUCGAUGUUUUGAAUUUGAUAUAUUAUAUUUUACAUAUUAUUUUAAGUACAUUAUUAAAUGUACAGGUAUGUAAGAAAUAAUUACAAUGGCUAUUAAUAAAUUAUGUGCAGCAUUUCGACAAAUAACUAUAAACACAAAAAGUAACAUUAUCGUAAGAUAUUAUUCUUCAUAUUUGUUAAAAGAAUAUAAUAAUACAAUAUCGCUUCCUAAUUUUUCUACAAAUGCCUUAAAUAUAGUAUCUCCAAAUAUUAAAUUCAUAUCAAAAACGCUUAAUGUAGAUUUUGAAAAUUCCAGAAAUAAUAUUAAAAAAGAUAUAAAUGAAAUACCUUUAUCUAAAUAUAUACCAUCAAUGGAAGAACCUUUAAUAAACCAACCUAUUAAACAAGAUUUACCAUUAAUAGAUACAUCUUUCCAACUUCCACCAACAGAAAAUACCUUAGAAAAAUUAGCUAUACGUAUGAUAGUAAUUAGAAGAAAAAAAAUGAAAAAACACAAGAGAAGGAAAUUGCGCAAAAAAAUGAAGUUUAAAUGGGCAAAGAUUAAAGCAAACCGUAAUAUAAUGAAGGAAAAAUUAUUUCAAGCAGAAUUAGUUGCUCAAAUUAAACAGGCACAAAACUUUGAUCCUAAGAAAUAUGUUGAAGAAAGACUUACCAUUUUGGAUAAAGAAAUAUUGCCCAAAACAUAUAGAGGUGAAAUAUUAUCUCCAAACAUGAUCAAGCAAUUUAUAAAAGAGAAAAAAGAACGUAUGAGAAAAAAACGUAAUAAACUACGUUUAUCAAAAUUACUUGAUUAAAUAAUAAUAUACUUGUAUAUAACGAAUAAAUAAUUGAAAUAACGAAUAAAUAUAUAGAAAUAAAUUA